AUGUCUGCGCCUACUUCUCCUAGACGCUCGUCUGAGUCUGCAGGCCGGCCUGAAUUCAGAGACCAUACGAUCCCAGUUGCGGGGUCCGGCCACACUCGUAGUGCUUCCGGUGAGGUCCAGCCCAGAAGCCACCGGAGAUCGAUCCAAUUUAGCGUCGACGCUGCAGAAUCUCAGUUGCCCACUCGCUCGUCGAGCUUCAAGGAAAAGCGACUGUCAUAUGGGGAUACCCCGACCAGAGAAUUGGAAGAAAAGGAAAAAAGGGAACGGGAACACAAAGCUGCCCAGUUGAACCGAGGGCCGUCUCCACCACCGCCGAAAACCUACGAGCGAGGCGUCUCUUUCGACACAUUCGACAAUUUCGAUGCUACCGAUUUCUCCCUUACAUUAAACUACAAACACAAAGGUUACCAGAGCACACGUCGCAGUAGGACCUUCUUGUGUGGAACCGACCAGAACGACUACUCCGAAUUCGCCCUCGAAUGGCUCAUUGACGAGCUGGUAGAUGACGGGGACGAGAUCGUCUGUCUUCGAGCAGUGGAAAAGGACUCGCGCAUAGCUAGCGAUGUCGGAAUCGAAGAGCGAAAGUACCGCGAGGAGGCCGAAAAGCUAUUUGAGCAGGUGAUCCAGAAAAACAGUCAGGAUGAGAAGGCUAUCAGCUUGGUCCUGGAACUUGCCGUGGGCAAGGUUGAGAGCAUCAUCCAACGCAUGAUCCGCAUAUACGAGCCUGCAAUGCUUGUAGUUGGUACACGAGGACGCAACUUGAAAGGGGUGCACAGUCUGCUCCCAGGCUCCGUCUCUAAAUACUGCCUCCAGCAAUCACCCAUCCCGGUAAUAGUCGUUCGACCUUCGCCGAAGCGCGAAAAGAAAAAGAAAAAGCGCCGUGCAGACCCAACACGGCGCAGCUACAACCAUAUCCUGGAAAUGAGCGAGCAGCGCGGCAGUCAGAUAUUCGGCGCCAGCCCCAGCACUGAUAGCAGCACCUCGAAGCUGCCAGAUGAGGAGGCUGCAGUGGCAGAGGCACUUGGACUCCCCGCAUCAUACUCCAAUGCGGCCUCGCGCAGUUCUUUAUCGGUCUCAGACCGCAGCAGCAUUAGCCACGAUGACUCCGACACGAAUUACCCCCGGAACUCACUCGAUGCAAUGCUUAUGGCGAGUCCGGGUAUUGGAAGUCCAGCAGAUAGCUCCCAGGAGAGCGUCGUUACUACAGGUAGUGUCCAGCCAUCUUCUUUGGUGGACAGGACUGCAGCCUCGCCUCCUCCAUCUAACCACUUCGACUCUCCUGCGUCAGACUCCUCUACCGAAGUCGACAAGUCAGACGAGACGAACGAGCAUUUGCACUCGACCAAGAACCCCGUGUCUAUCCCUAUGAUUGAAGUGUCGGAAAACGAUGACAAAAUCGACAACACGAAGUCUUGA
Messenger RNA from Penicillium robsamsonii, 1416 nucleotides. RefSeq names its product universal stress protein. The record is from RefSeq and is a predicted model, not a curated record. The coding region runs from base 1 to 1416 and encodes 471 amino acids. NCBI's taxonomy places the organism in Eukaryota, Fungi, Ascomycota, Eurotiomycetes, Eurotiales, Aspergillaceae. The transcript is spliced from 3 exons.